AUGCCGCCCGCCUGGCUAGAGGACGCCGGCAUCAGCAAGGAGCCGUCCACAUCGACGGACAAGGCUCAGCCAAAAAAGCCCCGCCACCGCCAUUCGGCCCAUCAACUCCAGCUUCUGAACGAGCUCUACGACCGCGACGAGCAUCCCUCGCUCGACGACCGCACCCACCUCGCAGAGCGCCUGGGAAUGGAGGUCAAGACGGUCAACGCUUGGUUCCAGAACAAGCGGGCGUCUAACAAAAAGCGGAAUAAUAACAAGGCAGCAGCCACCGCCGCCACUGGUCCCCCUCUACCGGCAGCUGCCGCGCCACCAGCGCCGAUGCCCGUUGCACCGCCGGCUUCGUAUCAACAAUCGCUGGAGCUCCCGCCCAUCGCGACGUUGCUCGCUUCAACGCCGCCGCCGCCGUCGGCAACAGCCGAACAGAUCGAGAUCCCCGAAUACGCCGGCCAGGGCGAGUACCCGGGCCCGCCACUGCUGCACGCAGAGCACCCCUCGCUCGGCUACGCAUCCUACGGCCCGCCUCCGACCGCCGAUCCGCACCACCAGGCCGCCUUUUACGCUGGCAAUCCCCAGUUCAGGCACAUGUACGACGCUGCGCAGCCUGAGCUUGCGAGUUCCAAGCCCAAGGCCCGCUCACGCCCGUCCCAGUACCAGACGGACGAGAUGCGUAGCCUCUACGCCCGCAACCCGCAUCCCACUCGCGAAGAGCGGGAGGAACUUUGCGAGCGCAUCGGCAUGCGCUACCAGAGCGUCACAAAUUGGUUCCAGAACCAGCGCAGCCUCGCAAAGCGCAGAGCUGAGGCUGAAGAGGAUGACUCUCGCGCUCCCUCGACAAGGGCUUCGACUCCGGCUCCGGCACCGAUAUCUCAUGGGCGUGCGUCUCGCUCUGUGAGCAAGUCACAUCGCUACAGUCCGUUCCCUACUGCAAGCGAGCAACUUCCGGGUUCGGCACUGCCACCCUCGUUGUCGCAUCUACUCCACCGCGAGGAUAGUCCGGCACCAUCUCUCGCUGGCUCAGUCGACAGCUCCGGCUCUCGUCCCCGUCGCUCGCGGCCAAGCCCUCAGCAGCUUACCGCGCUCAGGAGGCUUUACCGCCAGACUGCCACCCCAUCCAUUGAAGAGCGCAAUGCGCUGGCGCUCGAGAUCGGAAUGGACCUCGCCAAGGUGACCAACUGGUUCAGGAACCUGCGUCAGACUUCGCGCAAGCGUAAGGCCAGGGGCGCCGACGACGAAGACGGCGACGAUAGCCACAGCAGCCGCACUCACUCGCGCAGCGGUACCCCCGCUACGUCGUUCGAUGAGAAUGAUGUCUCGAUGCAAGAUGUGCAGGACCGCGAUCACGAUCACGAUGAGGACAUGCACACUGACGAGGACGACGCCGAUGAGGCACCUACGCCUGGCUCGGGCGCGUCGCCCGCACCCGCCCGCGUUGAGGAGCCCUGGGCCAAGGGGCACAAUGUGCUCCCUCCGCCCCCAGUCUCGGUACCUGUUGCGCUCAAGCUGCCUUCGCCGCUUCCAGUCGAGCAUGCGCACGAGCACGGCGUCCGCGUUGAGGACGCUCUACUCCUGCUCAGCUUCCACCAGCAAAUUGCCGCAUAA
Peniophora sp. CBMAI 1063 is the source of this 1599-nucleotide messenger RNA. NCBI's taxonomy places the organism in Eukaryota, Fungi, Basidiomycota, Agaricomycetes, Russulales, Peniophoraceae. The record is from the annotation of a GenBank genome assembly.